CAGGCGGAGGGGUGAGCGCUGCGGGGCUGCCACCCCGCCAGGACCCCCCCAAAUCCCCCUAAAACCUCCCCCAAACCCCCCAAAACCUCCCUAAAAGCCUCCAGGAGGAUGAACCUGGAGCGGCUGCGGAAGCGGGUGCGGCAGUACAUCGACCAGCAGCAAUAUCAAAGUGCCCUGUUUUGGGCAGACAAGGUAGCUUCACUGUCUCAUGAGGAACCUCAAGAUAUCUACUGGUUGGCCCAGUGUCUUUACCUGACAGCUCAGUAUCAUAGGGCAGCACAUGCCCUUCGAUCCCGUAAAUUGGAUAAGUUAUAUGAAGCCUGUCGCUACCUUGCAGCUAGAUGUCACUAUGCUGCGAAAGAACAUCAACAGGCCCUGGAUAUCCUUGAUAUGGAAGAGCCAAUCAACAAAAGACUUUUUGAGAAGUACUUGAAGGAUGAAAAUGGAUUAAAAGACUCGACCACGGACUGGGAGAUGUCGCAAUCCUCUAUCAAGAGCUCUAUAUGCCUUUUGCGAGGGAAGAUCUAUGAUGCUUUGGAUAAUAGAACCCUAGCAACAUACAGCUACAAAGAGGCCUUGAAGCUUGAUGUUUACUGCUUCGAAGCGUUUGAUCUUUUAACAUCGCACCAUAUGCUGACAGCACAAGAAGAAAAAGAACUUCUUGAAUCUCUACCUCUUAGCAAACAAUGUACGGAAGAAGAACAAGAAUUGCUGCACUUUUUGUUUGAGAAUAAAUUGAAGAAGUAUAAUAAACCCAGUGAAACAUUGAUUCCUGAGUCAGUAGACGGCCUUCAGGAAAACCUGGAUGUAGUAGUGUCCUUAGCUGAAAGACAUUAUUAUAACUGUGAUUUCAAAAUGUGUUACAAGCUUACUUCUGUAGUAAUGGAAAAGGAUCCAUUCCAUGCAAACUGUUUACCUGUGCAUAUAGGGACGCUUGUGGAGCUUAAUAAAGCAAACGAACUUUUCUAUCUUUCUCAUAAACUGGUCGACCUGUACCCAAAUAAUCCUGUGUCAUGGUUUGCAGUAGGAUGCUACUAUCUCAUGGUUGGCCACAAAAAUGAACAUGCUAGAAGAUAUCUCAGCAAAGCUACGACACUUGAGAGAACCUAUGGACCAGCAUGGAUAGCGUAUGGACAUUCAUUUGCAGUUGAGAGUGAGCAUGACCAAGCAAUGGCUGCGUAUUUCACAGCUGCACAGCUCAUGAAAGGGUGUCACUUGCCAAUGCUCUACAUUGGACUGGAAUAUGGCUUGACCAACAACUCUAAGUUGGCUGAAAGGUUUUUCAGCCAAGCUCUAAGCAUUGCACCUGAAGAUCCCUUUGUUAUGCAUGAAGUCGGAGUGGUCGCAUUUCAAAACGGAGACUGGAAAACUGCAGAAAAAUGGUUUCUUGAUGCACUGGAAAAAAUCAAAGCUAUUGGAAAUGAGGUAACAGUUGAUAAGUGGGAGCCUUUAUUGAACAACUUAGGACAUGUCUGUAGAAAACUCAAGAAAUACGAAGAAGCACUGGAAUACCAUCGCCAGGCUCUAGUACUAAUUCCUCAAAACGCUUCUACUUAUUCUGCCAUUGGCUACAUACAUAGUCUGAUGGGCAAUUUUGAAAGUGCAAUCGACUACUUUCAUACGGCACUUGGUCUUAGAAGGGAUGACACAUUUUCAGUCACGAUGCUUGGCCAUUGCAUAGAAAUGUAUAUUGGUGAUUCCGAAGCUUACAUUGGAACAGAAAUCAAAGACAAAUUAAGAUGUUACGACUUUGAUGUACACACAAUGAAGACGUUAAAGAAUAUAAUUUCACCUCCCUGGGAUUUCAGAGAAUUCGACAUAGAGAGACAGACUCUGGAUGAGAGCGGUAUAGUAACGUUAGAAACAUCACAUCAAAGGAAAAGUACAGAUACCAGUCGUCCAUUGGAAGAAACGUUUGAGAUUGAAAUGAAUGAAAGCGAUAUGAUGCUAGAAACAUCCAUGUCAGACCAUAGUACGUGACUGUAAAUUCUGGUACAGGGCUCAUUUUGUCAGUGUUUGUUUUAGCAUUUUUGUUAUGGUGUUAUACUUUCAGGAAUUUGCUAUUUUUAUAUGAAUUCAAACUACUACACUGUACCUAACACCGGAGAAAUAAUGCUUGCCUUAAGGAUGAUUAAAAUAUACAUGAUGGACUAUUUCCGAUUUUAUUAUUUCUACAAAAUUAAUCAUACGUGAUGAAGUAAAAAAAAAAAUAAAUUCACAUUAUGUUUUUAAAACUGUUUACUCAUCCUUGUGUCUGCCAUCGGUAGGACUGAAGGUUUAAAAAUAAUACUUAAAGAUUGAACUGUUUACAAUGUGCUGAAUGGAGUAGCCAGAGUCUAAUGUAGUAAUUGUGGCUUCUGAAUUUUCAUCCUGUCGGUGAGGAAUGCUUUCGUAGUAAAUAGACCAAAAAAUACAUGAGGUUUCACACAUUUAUGAAGUAAUAAGUAUAUCCCUUUACAAAGUGCUUUCAGUGGUUUUCCAUCACUUGACUCUAAUUGGGCAUAUGUUAAAUUGAUGACAAAGCAUGUGACUUUGUUAUACUUUCUCCUGUUGUUGACUUCGGCUUUUUAUCAUUCUUCUGUAUUGUGCUACUGAAAGGUCAUUUAAGAACUGUUUCUGGUAAGGUGACUAGACAACAACCAUGAAUGGCAAAAAUGUUAAGAUGAAUCAGUGUUUCCUGCAAUUACUGACAUCUGUGAUGUUUUUCGGUAGUGUAACAAUCAAGAUGUAAGCCACAGUGUACUAAUUCUUGAAGGGACUGUAGUCAUUCUGUUUACACACAGCUGUUCUGUCAAGGCAGAGGAUUAAUGGAAUAAUACUAAUACACGUAUACGGUUUUUACAAGUCUCUAAAUUGGUAUUUUUAAAUGUCGUCAGUUCACUGAAAAAUAAUGAAGUAAAGCAUAUGUCUCUGAAACAGAAGCAGGGACUUGUCCAGCCACUAAACAGAACAGUUUGCCUUCUUAGCAUGAACGCUGAACGUAUUUUGUGUAAAUUUUUCCCUUCCCUUCUUGCCUGUUCCACAUAUGUCACUGUGAGGGGCUUAAAAUUAAAAACUUAAUGCUACAAGCUGUCAUAAUGUUUUCUUCUGUGACUUACAGCUAAGUUCUGACAUUAAAUGAAUGAAGAGAUUUUUCUGAGAUUUAGCGGUCCAGACUUCAGUUGGAAGUACUUCAGAGCUCAAGAACUAACAAUUUUCUGUAGAUGAAUUUUUUUUUUUGAUGAAAUAAAAAAAUGGCUAACUUAUAUUUUAGCAAAAUAGAA
Molecule: messenger RNA, 3263 nt
Organism: Anas platyrhynchos (mallard)
Lineage: Eukaryota; Metazoa; Chordata; Aves; Anseriformes; Anatidae
Gene: CDC16
Product: cell division cycle 16
Biological process (GO): positive regulation of mitotic metaphase/anaphase transition; cell division; protein ubiquitination
Cellular component (GO): anaphase-promoting complex; cytoplasm
Molecular function (GO): protein binding
Source: RefSeq, a predicted model, not a curated record